UCAUGGAGAAAUUUGAGAGCUUUAGCAGAGGCCUAGAGGAUCCUUCAAACAGUCGACCCCUCACAAGACAAGAGAUUCCUAAAGGAUUACAGACAAGGAACGCAGCAAUUGAGAAAUUUACAAGUAAAGGAUAUGCUGCAUUUUGUCCAGGACCCAGUACUCUUCACAAACCUGCUCAGCCUAAGCCUCCUCUGGCAGUCAAGCCUUCAAGUGAUGAUAAACCAGAGAAAGAUCCAAACCCACCACAUUUAAACCAAGUGGCACAAAGGUUUGGUGUUCAGCUUCAGCCCAUUAACAGAGGAAAUAAUGAAAAAGCUGGACGCACUAAACUCCCUAUCAAAACCAGUAAGCCAUCAAAAGAGGACCCAAAGCCUUCGAACCCAAAACCUGCAUGGAAGAAGUCCCUUGCUCCUCCUGAUAAAGAAAAAAAUCCUCUAGGAUCAAAACCUAAUUUAAAUUUUGCAUCACAGAAGAAUGAGGAAAAACCGAAAUUCUCAGAAGUAGCUGCACUUAAGGAAAAAUUAAGGUCUGCAACACAAGAAAAUAAACCCAAGCCUCCUGUUUCUAAACGACCUCUUGCACAGAAACCUUCUCUAAACAAUGAGGUAUCUCAGAAGGAAGACACUUCCAAUAAAAGUGAUUCUCUGCAAAGACAGUCUGGACCUAGAAGAAAUACACAUGCACACCAAGAAGCAAAAAAAAUGGGUGAAAAUAACUCUGCUGCAGAAGCUCCAGGCAGUACUAUUCUUAAAAUAGCUCUGAGGCCUACUGGCCUCAGGUCCAGCUUAUCAAAAGGAACCCUCAAAACUGUGGCAGAAAACACUGAAGAAAAGGGAAUGAGUGCUGCCAAGAACUUCUUCCUCAAGAAAAUCACCGAGGAAGAAUCAGGUUCUUCUCAUAAAUUCCCUGAGAUGAAUAGGAAGCUUGCUGCAGGAGGACCAUCAGAUGAAUCACAAGAGGAUAAGGACGUGAGUUCUAGAAUGCCCAAGUGGAAAAUCUUGUCAGAAGUGGCCAAUCUGGGCCAGCCCCCAAAAAAGCCUUACAGAGACGACUUUAGGGGCCUGGAAGACUUCCUGAAGGUCCAACAAAAAUUCCAUCCUGAAAAUGAAGGUUCAAAACAGAAAAUACUUUUCCACACUGCUGUGCGACCUCCUCUACCAGCCUUUCACCCACCCCUGCAGGUGCCAGCAGCACCCAGUCUGCCUCCCAGAAACAUCAAGCCCAGCUCUGAAACAAUAAACCUAGAAAAUGAAGAAAAUUAUGAUGACGUUGAAUUUGUUUCACAGGGUCAUGGAAAUACACAGAGGGGUCAAGAAAGUGAUGGAGAGAUGUAUGAAGACAUUAAUGACAUCAGAUCAUCAAGGGGAAAAGAGAAGAAGUGGGACAAAGAAGAUAAAAGAAUGGACCAAGAGAGGAAAGAACAAAAGGAAAAAGAAAAGAAAGAGCAUGAAUUGAGGAAAAAGUUCAAAUUAACAGGACCCAUUGAAGUCCUUCAUCAGGCACGAGCUUGUGUUGACUACAAGGGAGGGAGGAAUGAACUGCCUGUCAAACAGGGGGAUAAGAUUGAAAUCAUUCGCCUCACAGACAACCCAGAAGGAAAGUGGCUGGGCAGGAUAAAAGGAUGCUAUGGAUACAUUAAAACAACCAUGGUGGAGAUUGAUUAUGAGUCUUUAAAAAGAAAGCAAAAACCAUCUGCCAGUGCUGCUGUGAAACAUACAGAGAGCGACCAAGAAACAUAUGAUGAUGUUGGAGAGCAGGACUGUACUAGCAGUCAAAGUGGUGACCAAGGUGGAAGUGGAAACAUGUUCCCAUCUCCUCCUUCUGAUCAAGACAUUUAUGAUGGAAUUGAUGAUGAAGAUGCUACAGCUAGGUCUGUAUCGCAGGAUGAAGAUAAGAAUGGUAUCUGGCCCUGGGGACUCUUGAAGAGACUAAAGGUCAAAGAUGGCAAAAAGAAAAGUGUACGAGAAAAAACAGCCAAAGUCAAUGAGGCAGAAGAAAAUGAAAAUUUGUUUAUGCCUUCUUCAACAAAGCAGUCUGGAAAAGAUACACCUGGAAAUAAGCACUCAGUGAAAGACCUCAAAGAUUAUGGAGACAGUGUUUAUGAUGAUGUAGAUUCUUCAGACUUCCCUGCUCCGCCACCUGAUUCCAGUUCAUCAAAAUCAGGAAGCUUUGGAAAACAUAAGUUAGAUGAAAAUGAUGCACAAAAGCUCAAGAUGGAAAAAGAAGAGAAAGAGUUCCGAAAAAAGUUCAAAUUUGAUGGUGAUAUAAAAGUUCUUUACUCUACAACCGCUGUCCAGGAUUUAUCACAGAAAAGAUGGGGAUAUAAAGACUUGCCAAUUAAACCAGGGGAAUCUCUUGACAUUAUUGAAAGUGUAGAUGAUACCAAGGUCCUCUGCAGGAAUGAAGAAGGAAAAUAUGGCUAUGUUCUGAGAAGCAAUUUGGUUCAGAAUGAUGGAGAGAUUUAUGACGACAUUGGUGAUGAUUGCAUCUAUGAUAAUGACUCUGAUGCUGCAUGCUCUUGAAAUAACAACUUCAUUGAAGAUCAAACUCCAGUUUGGAAUCCCACUUGUGAAAGCAAGAAGAAUCACAAAUGCUGAUUGCAAGCUAAUUAGUGUCUCUUUUAAAUGUACAAUUAACAUUUUUUGGGAUUUCAGCCUUUUGUCCUUGAAUGCUUUUUGUUCUCAUUUAUCUCAACAUUGAAAAUUGAGGGAAUAUAAGUAAAAGUUAGGGUUAUAAUUUUUCACUUCCUUUCCACAUUUCUUACAGUCCAUGUAGAAAUACAUCUUUAAUUAUCUAUUCCCAAAGAGGCCAGUUCACAUCUGUGAAGGGUCUAGAGGGCAACAGGUUUUACUCUGGCUUUUACCUAUUAAGCACCGAAGACAGCCACUCUGGGCAGAACAGUAUUCUGAAAAAAAAAAAAAGAUGACAACAUUCUGUUGUGAAAAGUGGGCAUCAGAGAAGACAAUACAUCACUGACCUGCCAUUCCAACUGCAGUAGUGUUAGCUACACUGACAUAUGCAGCCAUGUUCCAUUAUUUCAAAAGCCUGGUUUUUUUGAUGCUGUUGUCUGAAUGACCAAGUUGCAGAUAAAAGCAAAGUCAACAGGUAACUCAUAAUGAUAAAUAUCACUUUACCCUUAUGUAUCAGAAGUCACUGGAAAUCAAAAGACAUUUGCAGUAAGCUCCCAAUAAAGAGGGUGAGCAUGUGCAAAAAAUAGAACAUCCAUUGCUUUUGCUGUAGUGCAAAUUAAUCAAAAACCUGUAACAACCAAUGUGUCUGGAUCAGUGGAAGCAGCUCCUUUUGAUGAACGAGUCUUGUACAAUGCUGAAGGGAAGUCCGGUACAUUGCACAAC
This is a messenger RNA of Camarhynchus parvulus, 3353 nucleotides long. It is a transcript of the gene FYB1, whose product is annotated as FYN binding protein 1. Gene Ontology annotation, biological process: integrin-mediated signaling pathway; T cell receptor signaling pathway; protein localization to plasma membrane. Gene Ontology annotation, molecular function: protein binding. Lineage: Eukaryota; Metazoa; Chordata; Aves; Passeriformes; Thraupidae. The record is from RefSeq and is a predicted model, not a curated record. The coding region runs from base 3 to 2522 and encodes 839 amino acids. The transcript has 19 exons. Gene Ontology annotation, cellular component: plasma membrane.